UGGGACUGGGAAUGUGAUCUUAGGUCAGUCUGGCUGUACCCUUGCCACUGUAACCUCAUCUAUAAUUCCUGCAGUACUUGUCCGCUCCUCUUUAGGGGUACCCCGUCCCUCCUGUCUCUGCCCUACACAGCAGCCUCCUCUCUCAUUAUUCUGUAAUGCGAGUGUGACUGUUUUUAUUGAACUAUCUCAACAGUUCACAAGCAAGUUCUGUUUCAUUAGGAGGAGACUGACCCGUGGGCUAUGGGGUUGAUAGCCCUGUCCAACCAACAGCUGAGAAGGGCAGAACAGAUUCCCUGCUCGCCCUGUGCUCUCUCCUGCCUCUUGAUGCUGUUUUAAGUCCAGGUCCUCAGUUCCCUUCCCAAAAAUCUCUCCCUGACAAAGGUAGGUGGGUUGCAGGGGUCUCCGGGGUGUGAGAGAACACUCUCCCCUGCCAGGCUGGACAGGGUCCACCAGCCUAGCAGGUGGCACAUUCCAGAGCCACCCUAGCAGAGGAGCUGGAAUGCUGUCUAACCACCCAGGAAAUUCCGCUGCCAGCCUAGGAGCAGCCGCUUCCUCCUCUUGGCUUUAGACUCACUAACCUGGGACUCGUGAGAAAGAAGCAGGGAGUCGAGCAGGGGAAGGGGCUGUACCUGCUGGGCUUGGCUCUGCGUUUGACUCUCUGGGAAUCUUGAGUGAGACCUUGAGCCUCCUAAUUUGUGGUCUUUGUUUUUUAACCUGAGGAAUGGGUACAUCUUGGCUUCAUCACAGUUGGGAAGUCCUGAAGAGGGACCUCUCUGCUGGAGAUGGAGCAAAGAGCCAGAGCUUGGGAGUUUGGAGUCCAAGAUGAAUGGGCAGGGGGCUCCCUGGGGAUGGACGGGACUUGGGCCUUGCAGGGUAGGAAGUAGCCCUCAGGGGCACAGCAGAAUUCUGUUAUUUGCUACUUUUGUGGCCCUGGAAGGUUUCUUCAGCCUGUGGGUACCUCCAGAUUAAAUAUGAGGAGGUUUAUGAAGCCACCUAACAAAUGGUCACAGAGAACGCUCAGCUCUCGAGUGGAGACAGGUGGUAGACGAUGAAGGAAGCCGUCACUGAAUGAGAUGGAACAAUUCGACUGCUUCAGUUGAACUGAGACAGAAGGGAGCCCUCCAGGCAGCUGCUUGCCUUGAAAAAUGCUGGAGGCUGGGCGGGGGCCCAGGCCCGGGAACCUGUUCUUCCUGUUUCCUGCCUCAGUCCCAGUAGCUGGUCCAGGCCUGUGCACAUGCGAGUGAAGAACUGGAACGGACGCUGAGCAUCCUCGUCACACCAAGAGCAGGAGCUGAUCGGGUCCAGGGCAAUGGCAGCAGGCCUGGACUCCUGGAAUAGUACCAUCAAUGGCACCUGGGAGGGGGACGAACUGGGUUACAAAUGUCGCUUCAACGAGGACUUCAAGUAUGUGCUGCUGCCCGUGUCCUAUGGCGUGGUGUGCGUGCUCGGGCUGUGCCUGAACGUCGUGGCCCUCUACAUCUUCCUGUGCCGCCUCAAGACCUGGAACGCCUCCACCACCUACAUGUUUCACCUGGCAGUUUCUGACUCUCUCUACGCAGCCUCCCUGCCGCUGCUGGUUUAUUACUACGCCCAGGGUGACCACUGGCCAUUUAGCACAGUGCUCUGCAAGCUGGUGCGUUUCCUUUUCUACACUAACCUCUACUGCAGCAUCCUCUUCCUCACCUGCAUCAGCGUGCACCGGUGCCUGGGGGUCCUGCGCCCUCUGCACUCCCUGAGCUGGGGCCAUGCCCGCUAUGCCCGCCGAGUGGCUGCGGUUGUGUGGGUGCUAGUGCUGGCCUGCCAGGCACCCGUGCUCUACUUUGUCACCACCAGCGUGAGAGGGACCCGAAUCACCUGCCACGACACCUCGGCCCGAGAGCUCUUUAGCCAUUUUGUGGCUUACAGCUCUGUCAUGCUGGGUCUGCUUUUUGCUGUGCCCUUUUCCAUCAUCCUGGUCUGUUACGUGCUCAUGGCCCGACGGCUGCUCAAACCGGCUUAUGGGACCACAGGUCUGCCUCGGGCCAAGCGCAAGUCUGUGCGCACCAUCGCCUUAGUACUGGCCGUCUUCGCCCUCUGCUUCCUGCCUUUCCACGUCACCCGCACCCUCUAUUACUCCUUCCGAUCACUUGACCUCAGUUGCCACACCCUCAACGCCAUCAACAUGGCGUAUAAGAUCACCCGGCCACUGGCCAGCGCCAACAGUUGCCUUGACCCUGUGCUCUACUUCCUGGCAGGGCAGAGACUGGUCCGCUUUGCCCGAGAUGCCAAGCCCGCCACAGAGCCUACACCCAGCCCACAGGCUCGUCGCAAGCUGGGGCUGCACAGGCCUAACAGAACUGACACUGUGAGGAAAGAUUUGUCGAUCAGCAGUGAUGACUCAAGAAGGACAGAGUCCACACCAGCUGGAAGUGAGACUAAGGACAUUUGUCUAUAGCAGCUCAGUCAGGUGUCAGUUCAUGUAGGGGAGAGCUGUAGGGGACCAAGGCUUGUUCAAAGGGGCUGAUAUCCUCUGAUAUGAUAUCAACGGCUCUCAUUUGGCAGGGACUCAGGAUACUCAUCCUGUGGUCCCAAGAGUGACAGGACCCCAAAGUCCCCAAUCAUUUGUAUGUGUGAGUUGGGGAAUCGUAUCUAAGGCAACGCCACCUGACUCCCAUGCAAACAGCUGCCAUUCCUGCCAAGGUACCUAGGCCGAGCUUCAGCCUCUUAAAUCCAAGGGAGAAGCAGGCCCAGGGAGAACACAGCAGAGUCCAGACUAGCUACCUGGAUUAGAAGUAGAAUCGCGGGGUUGGGGAUUUAGCUCAGCGGUAGAGCGCUUGCCUAGCGAGCGCAAGGCCCUGGGUUCAGUCCCCAGCUCCGGAAAAAAAAAGAAAAAAAGAAAAAAAAAAGAUUCUAACUUUAGGGGUUGGGAAUUUAGCUCAGCGGUAGAGCGAUUGCCUAGCAAGCGCAAGGCCCUGGGUUCGAUCCCCAGCUCCGGAAAAAAAAAAAAAAAAGAGAGAAGUAGAAUCGCAAGGUGACUGGAGGGCUUUUGUUCCCAUGGUGAUGUAGGAUGUACCUGGGCACUAGACUCAGCUCAGAGGAGGACACUCAGGCCAAGAGACAAGAAUCUGAGAGCUAUUGUCAGGACCAUCUGGAGACUCCCCUGGGCUAGCAGCAGGUGGAAACCGUAACUUUUAUGAGAGGCUGUGCCACCCAUUGGGCUGUGCUCUGGGGCACGGCCUAGUAAGCUAGCACCACCCACACGAAGGCCUGUUAUCUCUGCCAUCUGCCUUCCUUCAGUAGUAGGAAGGUUCGGAUCAGGGAUCCCUCCUCAGACCCCCCAGGUCAAUCCUGCUUUUAAGGAUGGUACCAUACCAGGCACGGAGAAGACUCAAAUAGGGUUCUAGUUCUUGGGGUCCCCAGUUGACAAAACUUCACGUAAGCUCGUAAACAUCGAACCAUUUAACUGAACUGGGGUGGGGAGGGGUUUUUUAUUUAUAACACUGCCAACCCUUGUGGUACAAGCAAUCCCACUGUGGCCAAUCCUAUUUCAAUUUUAAAUUACUAACACAAUGGCAAGCCCAUUGCAAAAUUCCUGAAAAUCAACAACUGGUUCUCCCCUCCCCAACCCCCGGGGCUUGUGGGGGAGGGCAGUGCGGCUGAUUAGGCAAGAUCUGGGGUAACCAAAGGCGGCCUUUGAAUUUGCCACGUAGCUGAGGCUGGCCUUGAACUCCUUACCCUCUUGCCUCUAUAGAGAAAGUGCUGGGAUUGCAGGCAGAUGACACACCUGUCCAACAACUGGUUCAUAAAGGCAGAUGCAGGGUACUUCACACACACCCGUGCUGGGCAGCUGGGACUGCCAGGGAGAGGUCCUUAGCAUACAUGAAAGUGGACAGGGACAGCUCUGGGGUUUAGGCAGGAAUAGACAAAGGUGACAAGCCUCACGACCUCAGGGACAGGAGGUCCCUGUGAGGGCCCUGCCUACCUCCUGUAUCUCCCCUCUCCCCUGUCAGCCAUUAAAGAUGAGGCAUCCUCA
Rattus norvegicus (Norway rat) is the source of this 4012-nucleotide messenger RNA. The record is from RefSeq and is a predicted model, not a curated record. NCBI's taxonomy places the organism in Eukaryota, Metazoa, Chordata, Mammalia, Rodentia, Muridae.